Bipolaris oryzae ATCC 44560 is the source of this 162-nucleotide messenger RNA. RefSeq lists its product as uncharacterized. The record is from RefSeq and is a predicted model, not a curated record. NCBI's taxonomy places the organism in Eukaryota, Fungi, Ascomycota, Dothideomycetes, Pleosporales, Pleosporaceae. Bases 1 to 162 code for a protein of 53 amino acids. The transcript has a single exon.
AUGACACAACACCGCCGUUUGAGGAUCAAAACUGUUGUACUACUAGCGCUUCUUUUCAUUCGUACCUGUCACGGCCGUUCUUCACGCAUCGUUCGUCAGUCGCUUCGUCACUUUACACGUCAUGUGUGCCAUCACAAUCCACAAUCGGUCUGCGGUUGUUAG